UCGGCUGCUAAGCGAAGGCUCUGGGCACUGUUGGCUGUGCUGGCGCGCAAUGCGGAUGUGUUUGUUGAAUUUGAGGUGACACGGAGAGAAAAAAAUAUAUCGCUGUGUCCGAGAACUGGCGGUUACUGUGGCUCUCGUGGUUAUGGUGGGUGGGAUAACACUGGUCUGUUUCAAGUUUAUCAGUAAAAAGCCAGGGUUGACCGAGUCCACUGGGGAUGAUCGGGAUAGGGAUGAUAAUGUUUCUCUCAAAGAGUGGAGUGACAUGCCCAGGCAUUUGCAGUUCAAUCCGCAUAUUAGGACGGGGUACAGGCCUCUUACAGACUUCAGCGGGUGCCUUAGGAGUCUUUUUUACGUUCAUAAUGAAACAGUUAAUAUCAUGACCCAUGGUUUCGCCAUUCUCUGCAUCCUGAUAACGGUCCCUUAUUGUCUGCCGUGGAGCGACCAAGGUGCCUUUUACGGAUUUCUAUCUUGGUGUCAUCUCAUCGGAGCCGCAAGCCCCUGGCUAGGGUCGUUUUUAUACCAUUUGUUCAUGAACCUGAAUCAUGGAGAGGCUGUUUAUCGGAGACUGCUCAAACUGGAUAUGCUUGGUAUCUGGGUUGUCCAGAGUAUUGGUGCAAUGCCGUUCAUAUCAGCGUCUAUUCAUUGUCUUCCUGGACCACUAUGGCACGCCUGCAUGGCUCUGUACAUAUUCUUGAGCCUGUGGGGCCUCGCGAAGGCAAUGAGGGCUACGUCACCUUGGGAAAGAAGAUUAUGUUUCUCACCGCCGUUCAUGAUGAGAAUGAUAUUUCUGACCCUCAGGUGUUUCCGGAUUGGUGGAGGCAAUCCUGACGCACUCAAGCACGUUGUUCUCCAGGAUCUAGUUGCGGUAAUAGGUGGCACAAUAGGAGCCCUUCGAAUACCGGAGAAGUGGUUGUCAGGUCAGGUGGACCUUGUCCUGAAUUCCCACAACAUAAUGCACGUGGUUGUGGUUUUGGCAGUGUGGUCGAUGCACUCAGCGACUAUUCAGGAUCUCCACUGGAUGACAGAUCCAUCAGCCUGUCAAGUUAUCUCCUCGUCUCCUCAUCACGAUGAUCUCUAACUCUCAUGCAGGAUUAUUAUUUUUUUCUCAUCGUAAGAGGAACAUCAACAUUCGGGAUCAUAUGAGAUACUGUGAUUGGGAUAUCAAGUUCCACGGUGUAUUUGAUAACUGUGAUUUUUCAAUGGGAAGUUCAUAACACGUGGGGAAUGAGUCUCUUGUUGAAUCAAGCACAUCAAAAAUAUCUUUUAUUGUACAGAUUUAAUCCCUUUCAUCACACAGACGUCGAUUAGUCGUUAUUUAGAUUCAGAGUUUCAUCGAAAAUCCAAUAUUUCGUUUUGUAUAUGACUUUUGAGAGUAGAAUUUAAAAGUUUUCUCGAUUCUAGUAGAUUUUUGUUUCGUUUACAGUAGAAAGAAUGUAAUAAUAGAAUUAAUAAUAUUUACAUUAAGAGCGAUUUAGGGAAAACAAACUUAGAACAAAUGAUCUCCAUUGUUAUUAAAGGGACCGUGAACAUGAUUUCUUUUUCAUUUUUGCCAGUCAAUAUUAGUGAUUUCAUUUAUGUUAUUCAGGGCAUUUCACCCUCAAUGCUCAUUAUCUAGCUCAUGUUUGACGUCCCCCAAAACGAUUACUUGAAAAUUAUUCAAAUUAAAAUGGUGGCUCAGUAAUAAUAGAAAUUUACUGCUGGUAGAUAAUCGAAAUUCAAAAAAUAUCAAAAA
Messenger RNA from Diachasmimorpha longicaudata, 1732 nucleotides. RefSeq names its product progestin and adipoQ receptor family member 4. The record is from RefSeq and is a predicted model, not a curated record. Gene Ontology annotation, cellular component: membrane. The transcript is spliced from 5 exons. Gene Ontology annotation, molecular function: signaling receptor activity. Bases 143 to 1078 code for a protein of 311 amino acids. Lineage: Eukaryota; Metazoa; Arthropoda; Insecta; Hymenoptera; Braconidae.